Acipenser ruthenus (sterlet) is the source of this 3218-nucleotide messenger RNA. Its product is annotated as presenilin-2-like. Gene Ontology annotation, biological process: membrane protein ectodomain proteolysis; negative regulation of apoptotic process; protein processing. Bases 139 to 1491 code for a protein of 450 amino acids. The record is from RefSeq and is a predicted model, not a curated record. Gene Ontology annotation, cellular component: dendritic shaft; lysosomal membrane; ciliary rootlet. Gene Ontology annotation, molecular function: aspartic endopeptidase activity, intramembrane cleaving. The transcript is spliced from 11 exons. Lineage: Eukaryota; Metazoa; Chordata; Actinopteri; Acipenseriformes; Acipenseridae.
GGCGUGGUUGACACUGAAUGGCAGCUGUACUGUGGUUCUAGUUUUGAUUGGCUUGUUCUGUCACUAUGGUCAAAGGGAAGACAAGAGGCUCAGAGAGGUUUCUUUUAGAGUUGAUCUAGCCUGCUGAACAUUACCUUCAUGAAUACCUCAGGCAGUGAAGAGGAAUUUUGCAACGAAAGGACUUCAUUGAUGACAACUGAGAGUCCCCCUUUAUCUUCAUACCAUGUUGAGACUGGAAUAUCAAGCUUGGAGGAUACACAGACCAAAGCGCGUUGUCCAAUCACAAAUGAGAGCAAUAACAGGGAAGCACGCCAUGAGGGUGUAUCUGUAGAGCGGGACUCCACUGCAGACAGUGAGGAUGAGGAGAUGUCCCUCAAAUAUGGGGCCAAACACGUCAUCAUGCUGUUUGUCCCCGUCACUCUCUGCAUGAUCGUGGUCAUCGCUACUAUUAAGUCAGUCAGCUUCUACACUGAGAAGGGUGGACAGUUGAUCUAUACUCCUUUUACAGAGGACACAACGUCUGUGGGACAACGGCUUCUCAAUUCAGUUUUAAAUACACUGAUAAUGAUCAGUGUCAUUGUUGUUAUGACCAUAUUUCUUGUUGUGCUUUACAAGUACCGCUGUUACAAGUUUAUCCAUGGAUGGCUGAUCCUCUCCUCCCUAAUGCUCCUUUUCUGGUUCAGCUUUAUGUACCUAGGAGAAGUGUUUAAGACCUACAAUGUGGCGAUGGAUUACCCAACCCUGGCUCUUGUCAUCUGGAAUUUCGGGGCAGUGGGAAUGGUCUGUAUUCACUGGAAGGGCCCCCUGCAGCUUCAGCAGGCCUAUCUCAUCAUGAUCAGUGCGCUGAUGGCCUUGGUCUUCAUCAAAUACUUGCCUGAGUGGUCUGCGUGGGUCAUUCUGGGAGCCAUCUCUGUUUACGAUUUGAUAGCGGUGCUCUGUCCGAAGGGCCCUCUGAGAAUGCUGGUUGAAACCGCUCAGGAGAGAAACGAGCCAAUCUUUCCAGCUUUGAUUUACUCCUCGGCAAUGAUCUGGAUGGUUGGAAUGACAGAACAUUCAGCUGUGCAACAGCCUUCCCACCAGGAAACGAACUCGGAUGAAGAAGUAGGCCAGAGUCACCAUGACAACACAGAAGACAACAGGAACAUGGUGGUGCCAGAGACUGAGGUGCAUGGAGCACAAAGCAGAACAACAUCAGCAGUGGAGCUGGAGGAAGAAAGAGGGAUCAAGCUUGGACUGGGGGACUUUAUCUUCUACAGUGUCUUGGUGGGGAAAGCUUCAGCCACAGCCAGCGGAGACUGGAAUACAACACUGGCCUGCUUUGUGGCUAUUCUAAUAGGCCUGUGUCUUACUCUCCUAUUGCUGGCUAUCUUCAAGAAGGCAUUGCCUGCCCUGCCCAUCUCUAUCACCUUUGGGCUUGUCUUCUAUUUCUCCACUGACAACCUUGUCCGGCCAUUCAUGGACAACCUCGCCGCCCACCAGUUUUAUAUUUAAUUUUGAAGGCUGCUUGAAAACUGGAUAUCAAAAUCCAGUCCAGAGUCAGCCCAUUUGGUAUCAUCAUUGUGCCAGGUAGCUUUUUAUUUGGGGGAAAUACAUAAUUGCAGUUAUGUAUUAUAAUUUUGAACUGUAUGUUACUUUUAGAUAUAUAUAAAAUUAGAUAUUUAACAUGUAUGUCAUUUUCUAAAUGGCUUGUUACCCCUGGCAUUGAAUGCAGAUCAUAAUUGGACCAGACUAUUUUUGACACAGGUUAAUAAAAAAUGCAAUAGUGCAGGCAUUCAAGCUGUAGUGUCCCACAACCAUGUAUAGUUAGGUAUCCACCAUAUAUGUUAGUAAAUCUGCAGUUUGAGAUUACAGCCCCCAAAACUGUAAGGUGAAAUUUACCAGUGACCUUAUAUCAUCUGCUUGGUGGCCAUAUUUACCAGGGGUAUGCAGUUACUCAGAAUUAAAAUAACGCAAUAAUAUGGUUUUCUAGUGGCUCACCAUAUAAAGGCAUAAUGAGCCACACAGUCAGGGGAGUGCAGGUGCACGUCUUAGUGCCAAGCUGCUGUUCUUACCCCGGCUGGCUUUUGUCCACCACAGCUGACAUCUGCAUUUGAGCUCCUGAGUGUAUAGUAAUUUGGAUUUGUGGUGGAAUCGGAGGAAACCCACUGACCUUCAGUUCUCCUGGUUUGUGGUGAGGGAACAUAACUGUACAUUCUAAAUUGGGGAGGAAAAAGGGGAAAAAUAAUGAGGCACUCUAAAUUUAAUAAACAAAUGUGUUUUUGGCUUAUGAGGAGCCCAUGUUUCUAGCAGUUAUUCCGAUUCUCUGAGUAAUUACCUUUAACUGGUUUUAAGUUGGAAGAUAUUAAUUCAAAUGGAAAGUAACUUGUUUGAAAUUUAAUUAAUUGCACAAAACGAUAUCUACACAAUUGAGUACCAAUAAAUGAUAAUGAAACCGCAUCUUCUGAAAAAGAUGUAAUACAAAUUAAUCUGUGACCUAACCUGUUAAAACAAAUACCGUAUUACUUCGAAUUAACGCCACCCUCGAAUUAACGCCUCACUCAGAUAUCAGCUUUUCAAUAGACGCCGCCCUUGAAUAAACGCCGCUCUCAAUAAAGAAACGGAAAGGUAUUUUUUUUCUACCCCUGCUCAAAAAAUAAAGAAAGAAACGCACAACUCUGCCUAUGUACACGACCCCCCCGAAGAGACUGCAACCUCAAUCCAGCAUGUAAUACAAUCUAAUGUACACCCACCUUAGUAAGCAAAUGUUAUUUUAUAGUGCAGUCCCUGUCAGACAACCCAAGAUUAACUACUUGCAGCACAGCAGUCCUUCACGUCCCUUCUUUUCCAGCAGAGUUCAGUGCCAACACAGCAGGGGAUAAAACAAGAGCUGUCUGUUUACCGCGUCGUCAGCUUGGAUGGUGAAAACUUAAACUCAGAGUAACUUGGAGCUUUGCCAGUCACCCUAAGCGCUAUCCGAAAGCUGGCUGAAGAUAUCUUCUUGUAGGUGGUUUAGUUGUUUUGUUUUUUAUUCAAUUGGAAUUUUACUCAGUCUUGUACAAUUAUAUAAAAAAGAAAACUUGCUUACUAUCUAUGAGAAGAUUUUGUUUCGGUUUCUCUUACAGAGAAAUUACAAACAAGCAGGUAAAUUACAGUAAGAAAAAAAAAAUCGAGUAGGAUAUAUUUUAGUUUUAACAGAAAUCAAACUGAUAUUCAGAGGUAAUAUUUUUCGUUAAGAAAAA